Messenger RNA from Notodromas monacha, 6622 nucleotides. The record is from the annotation of a GenBank genome assembly. NCBI's taxonomy places the organism in Eukaryota, Metazoa, Arthropoda, Ostracoda, Podocopida, Cyprididae.
AUGCGGUCAGACCUGGAUGGCUCAGGGGAAGCGGAUAUGCGGACGCUGGACGUAUUUCAAACGCAUUCUCGUAUCGUGUUCGACCCGGAGAAUCGAGUUGUGACUCGUCGCUGGCAAUCGAGGUUAACUAACCAGUCGAAGCGCGCGUUCCUAGACGCUGAAUAUACGGCGUCGAAGUCGUCCUUCGCCCGUCACCACCGAGGCGCCGGUUGCGCAAAGUUUCGCGUGCCGUUCCUUGAAAUCGGUCCACAGCCAGGCUUCGUCAUUGUGAGUAAAGGGGGAGCCUCGUACUUGGGUACUUGGCUGCGAGGCUCUGGUCUACCGUUGAUGCAAGAGGCUGGAUCUCUUCAUUCGCUUGGGCCGCUGCUGUACCGACUGAGGAUACAGGCAAAAGAUGACGUCUACGAGACUACUAAGCAAAGGAUGACGUCUGCCCGCGAGGAAAGCGAGAAGAAUUGCACGAAGAUGAUCAAGCCGUGCGCGAUGGUCGGAAGAAUGAUCAAGGUGAAAUCUGGAACCACUAGACCGCACCCGACAGUACCCGCGACCACCUCCAAGCCAGAACCUCCUCGAGCUUUUGGGAGCCGCGAAAAUCGGCGGCCCGGCUUUUCCGGUCGCGGACCAGGACCGGGGCCCGGGUCCAGCAAUGGGCCUCUGUCGUCGAGCGGCACAACCGGAACGGGCGCUUCCCAGCAUCAACCCGUGCCUGGCCCACCGAAGUUCCCUGGCUCCGUUUCCCGGCAUUCGGGACAGAGUUCCUCCGCUUUGCCAUCUGCAUCUAGUAUUCCAGGAGCUGCAAAAGCUUCGGGACCACUGGUCAACCAGCGGCAUUCUUCACCUGCUUCGACGAAUUCCCGUCGAAGCAAUGUCACUGAUAUCAUGAAGAAGCCCCUACGGGAGCGGAUUGUUCAUCUUUUGGCUGUGAGAUCAUACAAGAAACCGGAAUUGGUUGAUAGAUUACGCAGAGAUGGUCUCAGAGAAAAGGACAAGGUGACGGAAGCGCUGAAUGGCAUCUCGUAUAUGAAGGAUAACACGUACCAUUUGGCCAAGCACGCUUGGUCCGAAGUCAACGAAGACUGGCCUUUUUAUACGCUUCAGGACAAACAAACUAUCAAAUGGAGAAAACCGGAAACGCUAACUCCGCCGAGCGAUUCCUCGAGUAGUAGCGGCCAUUCUCCAGUACCAAGCUCUGGCUCAACGUCGCCCCCUGGUAAUGGGAGCUACAAAAGGCCCGGCUUUUUUGACCCUGCCGAAGGUAUUCCUACCAAGAAAGUGCGUAUUUCGCACUACAAACGCCCGCAAGCUGGACCGGACGAAACAAGAAUCAUUUUGCCGCACGGGAACGGACCUCAGUCCGGGCCGGGCUCAUCACUCGUGUGUGGCAGUGGCAUCAGUUUCGGUUCGCGGGGCUCGCUCAAACCUGACAUGUUACCUGGCUCUAAGCCGCCACUAGCACAAGUGGACAAACGGCCGGACAAUUUCGGAGACAGAUCGCGUUCGGAUCGUCGAGUGUUUACAAUGACCGAUUCUGCGCGCGAUGAGUUGUCGAAGCGGCAAAGUAAGUCAUUGCCGACGUCAGAACGUCCUUCGCAAACUCCGCCAACCGUUGCCUCGGGUGGUGCUUCUUCGGACUCUAUGUUCACCGUUCCCGAGUGGGGUGGGCGGUCUUCUGGUCGCUACGGGCAGUCCACGACCACUUGCCUUCAACCGACGCCGGAGUCCAGCCCGGAUGCUCGGCGCGUCGAGGAGAAUGAACUGCUGGCCAAGAAGUCCUCGAAAAUUGCCAACGCUGCUUCGGUGGACACUUCUGAUUUCUCGCCUGAAGAAAUCCCUGAGGAUUUCCUCAAGAGUUUUGGGACGAUUGAGACUUGGGAACAACGGAAUCAAUACAAAGCAAUCUUUAAUAAGGAGUACGACGAAUAUCGCAAGUUAUACGCCAAAUUCAAUGGAAUUGCGCAGGAGUUUAGCGAUCUGGAAGCACACCUUAAGAAAUGUGAAGCUGGCAGUGAAGCUCGUGCUGGAGCUAGAAAACGCAUUCAGGACCACUACGAUAGCACGAAAAAUGCGGAUUACAUCGAGAAGCGUCGUCGGCUGAGCUAUCUGCACGCAAAACUAGCGCACAUUAAAAGACUAGUCGUCGAGUUUCACGAAAAAGAAGUUCCAACUGUCAGGGCAGCCGUGUAGCGUCAGGACGGACCGAAUAGGCUGUUCUUCAGGAAGAUUCUUCAAUUCGUCAUUUGUCCCCGGAUACCUCUAUCGCACUGUCGAUUUCCCCACGAAUCUGUCUCGCGUUUUUUUCCCCCAACCGUGAAGCGUGCGUGCUUCAUUUUCUUUUUGCGUGCAGGUAAUUUCUAGGAGUCUCGGUGAUAAAUUAGCAGAAAGUAAGGGCAUAUAAUUGAUUACAAUAGAAUCAUCUAUUCAGAGAGCAUGGAGUUUUGUUGGGAGUCGAAACUGGCGUAAAUUUGAUUUGUGCUCUAUUUGACGGGAGCAGAUUUUCGCUGUGCUUGUGAUUCUGGCCUGGAGAAGGUCUCCGGAGGAUUUUUUCCGGUAGCUGAAGUGGCGAAUUCAUGUGUUGACGACGGGUUUGCAGAACCGAGACCCCCAGUACACCUACUAGUUACCAAUUUGCCCAAAACCUUCGUCUCAUAAAUCCUUUACCUGCCGAAACCGGCAGAGCGGGCAUGAUGCUUUGACUGAAAGGAAAAUUCAUUUCGUUCGCGUCCUGCAUUGUACUGACUUUCCGCGCCUGAGUUGCUGCGCUCGAGUAUUAGCGUGCUGGCUGCCAAUAUCACAGUGAAUCAUGACGCCUCUGAUUUCAAGAUGAAGGCAAAUUUUUCACCUCGUGAAUGCAAAGGCAUAGGCCCUCCCAUAUUCUGAUAUCGGGGAAGGUUGUGAUAUCUUGGAAUGAAAGGCUAGGAACCAAUUUCAAGAUGGGGCGGACGUGACGUCGUGGAAAAAAAAACAUCCAUUGUCGUGAAGAGGGGCCGUCGAUGGGAAGUGGAAAACUUUAUUUCUCUGCUCAUGUUCAUUGAAGAACGAAUCGCUCUAUUCCGAGAGAUUUUUUGUGUACAGAGUUAAUUUUGUGCUUUAUAUAUUUUUUUCAUCCGGGGCUGAGGAGGCCGAUUGUGGGCUACGAAUUUGUGCGAAAUUAAGGGAACGAAAGGUGUGUGAACGAGUCAAAGCUUCAUCUUUUUCUCAUGUUAUUUUGCUGGCAAGAAGGGAAAUAUGUAGAUGCUUUGGUGAGCUUGUGGCGCUGACCGAGACGGGACGGUUGGCGGGAAACGAUGGCAUAGGGGAAGAGGAACGCAAUCGCAUCCAAGUUUAGGCUUCGUGUCUCCUCGGGAUCGUUUAGUGCCCCGCCCAAAUCGUGCCAAGCGCUCAAAAGGGAAAAAAAACCUGAACUCUGGCGAAGGGAAGAAUAAUUAUCGAGUUUCUGUACUUCUUGUUUUAUUUAAGGAAGAGUGUGCGUGUUCGGAAUGGAGCCCGAUGUUACGCAGCACAAGGCCGGAGCCUUUUGUUGGUUUUAUGAAACAUGAUGUAAUUGAUUUGGAUGACGACUGGAACGACUCUGGAAUACCCGAGAUGAAAAAUAUUUUUUAAUUUACUCGUGUAUGUACCUGCUCGAUGGAAACUAUUUCGAUACUCAUUUCGUUUCUCUCUUGAAACCUGGGGCGCGCGGAAUCCAAAACAUGGGUGAAUUCCUGAAAAUCGUAACCUUUAAACUUGGCUUCUCAUUCGUCCUCUCUCGUUCCUGGUAGCGCACGUCAUUUCGACAAGUUUCCUUCGUGCAGACUAGUAUUACUACUUAUGUUCCUUCCUUGCGACCGAAAAUUCGUAAUUUCUCCCCUCGUUUAGUACGCCGAGUGAGAUCUCGUGAACUUUCUUGCUCCACAGCUAAUUUCUACGGAAUCCUUCUGCCUACCAUCUCGUUAGAAGAUAUGAUGUUGCAAUACUCAUUCGUAAUUUUUAUCCGUAGUAUAAAAAGUUGGCCUCUUGGGGUAAAAGAUAAAAGAGCAACUAAUGGGGUUGUGAAGAGGUAGCUGCGAGAACGGGUUCUGCAUUUGUUUUUUCGGAAUUCCUUUCAAUAUCAAUCCAUCUUCAUUCAUCGUGUGCGAUUUCAUGAAAGAUUCCUUGUUCAGAUUUUACGCUCGACGCGGCCACUUCAUGCAUAAUUAGAUGAAAUCACUUAGUGUGUGAAGUACCUCGAUAUGUGUUGAACUCAAGGCAGGUGUUUGUUCCUUUCUCGCAGCGGAUUAGGUUGAUUCUUCAACCUUUUGUGAUGAUUUGAGCAAGGUUGCCAAUCUUGAACCCAUGGUUGAUUUAUUCUCGAAUGGUUUGUGUGCAAAAUGUUCUAGUCCUUCCUGAUUUUUUUCGUGUCUUCCUAUGCACGAUGGUCAUGUGUUUAACUAAAAUUUACGUGGAAUGGUCUGCAGCACCCGCAGGACUUCGCUUGAAGAUUUCAGUAUGAAAAUGUCACCCUGCCAACGGGUGUUUCGUGGGUGGUUAAAGGAAAAGUCCUGUGAUAUUAGCAACUUUUCAAACAGUGCUGGAACUAAGCUGGUUGAAGUUAUGCUGAAUUUGAUUUUUAGCUGUGUCUCGUCAAAUUCUUUGCAUCUGACGCACAUAUCCUUCAUUUGAUCUGAACCUGAGAAAUUCGCGCAUUUAUCUUCCCCUUCAAAAAUAUACCAGCAUUGCUGCUCGUGGGUGGAAAUUGGUCUGCUUUAGAUUUUCUGCAGUGUGUCCUCGGCAUUUUCGUUUAUUUUGUUUUUGUUUUUCAGGAUUUCAUUCCGACCUAAUUGCUGAAAUGUUGGAGAACUUUCGUUUGAAAUCACUUUUAUUUCCGAAGUCCGUAUACGUUUUGUCGUUCGAGUUUUUUCAGUUGCAGUGCAGACGGCGAGUGUUAGUCAGGUCGAGUGUAUACCGUCGAGAAGGAAACGUGUCGUUGUUUUUGUGCAGGCAUUUUGUUUCUCCUCCAGCAGGCAUUCCUCGCGAUCUGGACGCUAUGAACUGGUCAUGUUGAGGCUGAACUUUUCACGGCAAGUUGUGAUAAUUUGACGCCUUUUGCUGUUGAGCCUGUCGCCCUCUUUGAGGCCCGAGUGUUUGGAAGUCCUUUCGUGUACGUAAAUCUUAUGCGUGAAUAAUAUUUUCCAUUUCAGUUUAGCCAAGUGAGAAUAGAAGACCGUCAAAGAUAUGUUUCGGAAAACAUGUGCGUCGCAGAGACAUUCCAUAUACACGACGCAAUUUGGGUGGCUUUGUUGAGCUGCACGCAUUGCAGUAUUUGGAUAAAUUUCUUGAAACGAGAGAUUCAAACGGCAUUUGUUAUGUUGAUUCCGAGUUGGAUUUUCGAGAAGUGCGAGUGUCCGUGUCACAGUUCUCAUCUAUGGGGUUUCCAGGCGCUGGUACGAGCACCGUUUCAUGUUCCGAUGUUCUGUCCCGCAGUUGUCAUGCUCCCAAGAGCCUUUUUUGUUUGUUGUAAAACCCACGCAUAGCUUGCGAUUCUCCGAGCCCCGUAGUUAACGCCUUUUUUAUAUGAGAAGCACAAUUUUCCUGUGAUAUUGGUGACUGAUAUAGGAUCAUGCGAAGGAACGCCAUGGAAUAGGGUCGUCUGUGGGAGGUUUGUGUAGCGUGCUGCCAUGUUCCAGUUGAUUUGUGUCCAGGAUGUGAUUUCCAAAGCUUGCUUCUUGCGUGGUAAUUCACAUCUUGGUGUUCCCAGGACACUUCUUCGUUAUUCCAAUUGAGUCUCCGCAAGUUUUUUGUAACCAGGGGUCUUGGGCCACGCGCCGUGAUGGGGAAUGAUGCUUCCUUGAAUGUGAAUCUUGUCGAACGCGCUUCCGCGCAAAGAUGUAUCGGUCGACCGAUUCCCCUCCAAAUCUCCUCUAGUCCUCUUUGCCCAAGCAUCGCGAUUGCAGCAGGGACAAGGGAGUUUCGGAAAAAUCAUCGUUAUUGGAUCUGUCGCCCGGUCGAGCAAGAUCUGUUGGGCUAGAGGAGUCCGCGUGUGCUGAUCAGUGGCUAACGUUUUCAAGUCUCUGGUUCCUGUACUCGUAGGUUUUGUGGACCUCCGUGUUCCAUGCUAGGAGCCCUCUGGAAUGAGUCAACGUUGAUGUGCCAUGUUGUGUUUCCCCUGCCUUCUUGUGGGCAAAUUCGCGAGAAUUGGGAUGUUAGGAGUGGGUAAAAUUUUUGGCCAUAUUUAUCGCGUUGCUCCACAACAACUGGGAGUGCAGGUACUGUUUUUCACCCCUCCGUCGUGUCUUCUCGGGUCCGGCUGUUUUUUUUUUUCUCUGAUCCGCGGGCUGACCAGCGUGAUGACGAACUCCUCUAAUUCGGACAGGAGUCGCGCGAGCGAUCGAAUCAAUCGGCCCAGUGUGAGGUCGCAAAAGAGAACUGUUUCCGCGUUCUCAGUUUCGUUCCGCCUUAAGAGCCACUGGGAAUUGUUUUUCUGGAAUCCUAGCUGAGCACGUGAUCGCGUCCGUUUGUGGAAGUUUUUCCUUUGUGUAUUGAUCAAGUGAUAUAUUCAUAAUUAUACUGUAUUCCGUUUGAACUGGCUGUCAAAACCUGUAUCUUCAGCAUGUCUGAUUUUUCUUUCGAUAUUUUGAAUUCAUAAACCUGUUCAUGCAAGCAAAAA